UGAAAGGGUUUGUGGCAGAUGAAGAACAGCACCUCAACUUGCUAAGACCACACAGGAACGGACCACUUCCCCACCGUGUCGCAAGAGAUAUCACUGGAUACAUCCGUGGUGUCCAGUGGUCUCCUAUAGGAGGCAGAUCUGCUCGGUCUCCUCUACCGGCGGUCAAGAACAGCGCGCAAGGCAGCCGCACCGGUGACACUUCCAGCGCUCACCAAGAGAGCGCACACGUCGGCUCGGGCCCCAUCGUGCUCAAGAGCAAGAAGAAGAUCUUCAUCCCCAAGUUGACCUAUGAUGGCGCUGGUCCCGACGUGUACUUUUUGGUGGGCAAGGGAGCUAAAGUCACCCACAAGGGCGCCACCAAAAUCCCCACUCCAACCGGAGAAACAAAGAUUAAGAAGGGCUACACGGGGCCAGGAUGUGACACUGACACUUCCGGGAAGCCUGACCUUCAACGACGUCGAUUGGUUCGCCGUUUACUGCAUCACCUACGAAGAGAACUUCGGUGAUGUGCGCAUACCGAAGAACCUCAACCUGCCCGCCGCCUGAGCGGGAAUUCGCGUUAAACGAGUGCGUUUCCGCAACUCCAUUAGCUUAGUACACAGCUGGACAUUCGGCCCCCCAGAAAAAGAUGAGGCUCUUUUUUGGACGUAAAGUGAAUGACAUGUGUGGUGUGUCACUCGGCUUAAAUGUGGACAGUCAUUCGAGUGAACGCGUAGUUUGUGAUUUAGGGACAAACAACUGGACUUGUGAUAGCAUGAAUUCUGAACGUGGGGGAGACACGUUGAUAGGUUCUGAAGAGAGUCGCAUCUUUUUCUUCAACUCGGCGCACGUGUAUGCUAUCAUGUCGAAAACAGGUGCGUCACUGAGCGCUGGAAAAAAACGUUAUUUCCUGCUAAGCGUUAUGAUUAUUUGUCUGUAAACGCUUAUUACACACAUGAAGGAGGAAAUACAAAAAAGAAGUCCUGCUAACGUUGGCUUUGCACGCUAUCGGGCGUGCUUGUCAGCCUCAUAUUCUUUCCUAUCAUUUCAACUGCUGACAGCGUAGUCAUCCGCGUCAACAUUUUUUUGCGUCAUUGGAAAUGUAUUCAUGGGCCCGUUGAAGCCACAUUGCGUUUUCUUUCGUAAUGAACUGGCAGCGCUUGCCCUAGCUACUUGCAUGUAUGGUCUUGACCAGUAAUGAUGCAGCAAGACGACAUUUCACCAAUAAAUACAUGAAACUCGA
This is a messenger RNA of Rhipicephalus microplus (southern cattle tick), 1222 nucleotides long. RefSeq names its product protein Skeletor. Lineage: Eukaryota; Metazoa; Arthropoda; Arachnida; Ixodida; Ixodidae. The record is from RefSeq and is a predicted model, not a curated record.